UUGCCAAACGUCAGCCGUGUUCCUGGUUUCAGAAUAAAACGCCAGCAGUUCAGCAUCAAUAAAAGCACGUUGUUUUUAAUCGAUUUUAGCGAGGAUUUGGCGUGGGUUGUGGUCUUCUAAAACGGCGUGACCAUAUUGUAGCUUGCAGCUUGUUCAGCCAGGAUGUCCACCACGUCUCAGAAACAUCGGGACUUUGUUGGUGAGCCAAUGGGUGAAAAAUCGGUGACUGCUCUGUCAGGAAUUGGGGAGGUUUUAGGGAAGAAGCUGGAGGAGCAAGGAUUUGAUAAGGCCUACGUCGUUCUCGGUCAGUUUCUGUUACUGAAGAAAGACACCGAGAUGUUCACCGAUUGGCUGAAAGACACCAUCGGGGCAACUUCUCGACAAGCGGUUCCCUGUGCUCAGUGUUUGAAGGAGUGGUGUGACGCAUUCCUUUAGGGCCCGACCUGCACCUUAUUAACGACCACACCCCUCCACCUCCUCCAUAUACACGCUACCAGCUUCACAUGUCGACAUCAGUGCUGGUGGUUUUUGUUUAAACACCUGCUGCUGUUCACAUGUGUGGUCAGUCGGUGGUCAACGUUUACAAGAGUUUACAAGAAUAAUAAAAGCCAUUUUCCAUUUGAAA
This is a messenger RNA of Cynoglossus semilaevis (tongue sole), 625 nucleotides long. Its product is annotated as barrier-to-autointegration factor-like. Gene Ontology annotation, molecular function: DNA binding. Lineage: Eukaryota; Metazoa; Chordata; Actinopteri; Pleuronectiformes; Cynoglossidae. Bases 163 to 435 code for a protein of 90 amino acids. The transcript is spliced from 3 exons. Gene Ontology annotation, biological process: chromosome organization. The record is from RefSeq and is a predicted model, not a curated record. Gene Ontology annotation, cellular component: nucleus; condensed chromosome.